AUGAGUCCAGAGGUGCACCAACUACGCCUGGAGCUCUAUCGGGCUGCGGUAAAACUAGACGAUUUGUGUUUGUUCAAUGCUGCCAAAUGGGCUACUGAGGCAUUGCAAGGGCUAGUGCCUUCGGAAGAGGCGUUUGACUAUACUCCAUCUGAACUCAGUGCCGAGGAGAAACAAGACCGUGUACUGUUUAUGUUGGCGAAAAAUUACUUCAAUUGCAAGGAAUUUGAACGUGCUGCUCAUACGCUUCGAAAUUGUGUUUCUGGCGAUGCGUUGUUUCUUCGGUUGUACUCGAUGUAUAUCAGUAUAGACAAGAAGGCUACUGAGGAUACUGAUGGGUCGGUGAACACGGUGCAGCUUCAAAGCAUGCUCAAGCAGUCAGAUACGAGUGAAAGCGAACACCGGUACCAGAUCGUGGACGAGCUAAAUUCGAGUCUAGGUAAGAUCAUGGUGGAGAUUGACCAGUACCAUGAGAAGGCAGAGGAGAAUGCCCAUCUACAGUUCUUGGCUGGUUUAACCUAUAACAAGAAGAAAAAGCAUCAGAUGGCCCAGGAACGGCUUUUUGCCUCGGUGAAGUUGUUCCCGUAUAACUGGAGCUGUUGGCAGGAGCUUAUAGCGACGAUACCUACAUUUGAAGAAGCACAGGUGUUUCUCUUACAAGUGAGGAAGAAAGAGCCGGCGUUUGCAUCCCACGUCAUGUUCCAGUUCUUUGAGGUCGUGUUGCUUCAGGAAUUCUACCAGCAGCUGGCCACAUUCAGCGAGAAAGUCACGUCUUUAAUUGAGUUAUUCCCUAGUUUCGUCUUUCUCAAGGUCCAGAACUUCUUGGUAGCUUACCACGGGCUUGACUACUUCCAGGCAGAGCAAAUGUUCGAUGAAAUUAUCGCCAAAGAUCCUCUUCGUCUUGAUGACCUAGACACAUACUCCAAUAUGCUUUACGUGAUGGAGAAGAAGUCUAAGCUCUCUUACCUCGCUCAUUAUGCAUCCCAGGUCGACAACUUCCGGUCUGAAACGUGCUGUAUCGUUGCCAACUACCAUUCCAUGAAAGGCGAGCACGAAAAGGCCAUUAUGUACUAUAGAAGAGCCCUUCUCCUCAACAAGAACUGUCUCAGUGCUUGGACGUUGAUGGGCCAUGAGUUCGUGGAGCUCAAAAACUCCCAUGCUGCCAUUGAAUCUUAUAGGCGAGCAGUUGACAUCAAUGCUAAGGAUUUCAGGGCCUGGUACGGUUUGGGCCAGGCUUACGAGGUCUUGGAUAUGCAUUUGUAUGCCCUUUACUAUUACCAGCGUGCUACUAAUCUUCAACCUAUGGAUAAGAGAAUGUGGCAGGCAAUUGGAAACUGUUAUGAGAAGAUUGAUAAGUUGGAAGAGGCUGUUCGUUCAUUUGAAAAGGCAUUGGCAAUUGAUAGUCUUAAUGAGGUUGACACAGAGGGAGGUGAGCCUCAUGUAAGCAUUGAGCCACACAUCUGCUACAAGCUUGCUACCAUUUCUGAAAAACUUGGACGUUCUAAGGAAACAUAUCGUUUCAUGCGGAUGUGCUUGGAACAGGAGUUUGACUGGGGACUUAGUGAUGAGACAUCGAAAGCAAGGCUAUGGCUUGCUAGGCAUGCAUUGGAAAACCAGCGGUUCAAUGAAGCUUACGACUUGGCGAAGGAAUUCAACUUUAAUAAUGCUCACGAUGUGGAAGAGGCUAGGGCUAUUGCAAAAGAUGCUAGGGGUAGAAUGACGUAUUAA
Candidozyma haemuli is the source of this 1725-nucleotide messenger RNA. RefSeq names its product anaphase promoting complex subunit (gene CDC23). NCBI's taxonomy places the organism in Eukaryota, Fungi, Ascomycota, Pichiomycetes, Serinales, Metschnikowiaceae. The coding region runs from base 1 to 1725 and encodes 574 amino acids. Gene Ontology annotation, biological process: cell division. The record is from RefSeq and is a predicted model, not a curated record. The transcript has a single exon. Gene Ontology annotation, molecular function: protein binding. Gene Ontology annotation, cellular component: anaphase-promoting complex.